AUGACCACUUUACUGCUGGUGUUUGUGACUCUGAGAGUCAUCGCUGCAACCGUCUCAGUAGAAUAUUCAGACCGUGACACCUCACUGAGUGUGAGCAUCCCUGAACCUUCCCCGCUACGGGUCCUGCUCGGAAGCUCCCUCACCAUCCCCUGCUAUUUCAUCGACCCCAUGCACCCUGUCACCACUGCUCCCUCCACCGCUCCCCUUGCCCCAAGAAUCAAGUGGAGCCACAUUUCCAAGGAGAAGGAGAUGGUCCUGGUGGUGGCCACCGAGGGGCAGGUGCGGGUCAACAGUGCCUACCAGGACAAGGUCUCACUGCCCAACUACCCAGCCAUCCCCAGUGAUGCCACCCUGGAGAUCCAGAAUCUGCGCUCUAAUGACUCUGGGGUCUACCGUUGUGAGGUGAUGCACGGCAUCGAAGACAGCGAGGCCACCCUGGAGGUUGUGGUGAAAGGCAUUGUGUUCCAUUACAGAGCCAUCUCCACACGCUACACCCUAGACUUCGACAGGGCCCAGCGGGCCUGCCUGCAGAACAGUGCCAUCAUUGCCACACCCGAGCAGCUACAGGCUGCCUAUGAGGAUGGCUUCCACCAGUGUGACGCUGGCUGGCUGGCCGACCAGACUGUCAGGUACCCCAUCCACAUGCCCCGGGAAGGCUGCUAUGGAGACAAGGAUGAGUUUCCUGGGGUGAGAACCUAUGGCAUCCGCGACACCAAUGAGACCUAUGAUGUGUACUGCUUUGCCGAGGAGAUGGAGGGCGAGGUAUUCUACGCUACGUCCCCUGAGAAAUUCACCUUCCAGGAGGCAGCCAACGAGUGCCGGCGGCUGGGAGCCCGGCUGGCCACCACAGGCCAGCUCUACCUGGCCUGGCAAGGCGGCAUGGACAUGUGCAGUGCUGGCUGGCUGGCCGACCGCAGUGUGCGCUACCCCAUCUCUAAGGCCCGGCCCAACUGUGGGGGCAACCUCCUUGGUGUGAGGACUGUCUACCUGUAUGCCAACCAGACGGGCUACCCAGAGCCUUCAUCCCGCUAUGACGCCAUCUGCUACACAGGUGAAGACUUUGUGGACAUCCCCGAGAACUUCUUCGGUGAGGAGGACAUCACUAUCCAGACGGUGACCUGGCCUGAAGUAGAGCUGCCUCUGCCCCAAAACAUCACUGAGGGUGAAGCCCGGGGCAACGUGAUCCUCACAGUGAGGCCCAUCUUCGACAUCUUGCCCACUGUCCCGGAGCCCGAGGAGCCCUUCACACUGACCCCUGCCUUCCCUGAGGCUGAGAACCAAACUGAAGAGGCCACCAGGCCUUUGGGCUUUCCUGAAGAAUCCACACCAGGCCUGGGGCCUGCCACAGCCUACACCAGUGAUGACCUAGUCGUGCAAGUGACCAUCGCUCCAGGUGGAACCAUGGUCCCUGGGCAGCCACUCUUGCCAGGGGGGGUUGUGUUCCACUACCGCCCAGGACCCACUCGCUACUCACUGACGUAUGAGAAGGCACAGCAGGCCUGCCUGAGCACAGGUGCAGUCAUCGCCUCCCCGGAGCAACUCCAGGCAGCCUAUGAGGCCGGCUAUGAGCAGUGCGAUGCUGGCUGGCUGCAGGACCAGACUGUCAGAUACCCCAUUGUGAGCCCACGGGCUGCAUGUGUAGGUGACAAAAACAGCAGCCCCGGAGUCAGAACCUAUGGUGUGCGUCCAUCAUCAGAAACCUAUGACGUCUACUGCUACGUGGAUAAGCUCGAGGGGGAAGUGUUCUUCGCCACACGCCCGGAACAGUUCACCUUCCAGGAAGCUCUGGAGUUCUGUGAAUCCCACAAUGCCACACUCGCCUCCACGGGCCAGCUCUACGCCGCCUGGAGCCGUGGCCUGGACAAGUGCUAUGCCGGCUGGCUGUCUGAUGGCAGCCUUCGCUAUCCCAUUGUCAGCCCACGGCCUGCCUGUGGUGGGAGUAAGCCUGGAGUGAGGACCAUCUACCAUUACCCCAACCAGACCGGCCUCCCGGACCCGCUGUCCCGGCACCAUGCCUUCUGUUUCCGAGGUAUUUCAGUGGCGCCCUCUCCAGAAGAAGAGGAGGGUAGCACACCCAUGCCACCCUCUGGCGUAGAGGACUGGAUCACUACCCAGGUGGUGCCUGGCGUGGCUGCUGUUCCCUUGGGGGAGGAGACAACCACAGUCCCAGGCUUCACCAUCGAGCCGGAAAACCAGACAGAAUGGGAACCAGCCUACACCUUAGCAGGCACUUUGCCACUGCCAGGGAUCCCUCCUACAUUGCCUCCCACUGGCUUAGCAACAGAGGAAAGCACAGAAGGCCCCUCUGUAACUGAAGUACCCUCUGCCUCAGAGGAACCAUCUGCCUCAGCAGAACCAUCCCCCUCAGAGAAGCCAUCCACUUCAGAGGAGCCAUCUGCCUCAGAGGAACCAUCCACCUCAGAAGAACCAUACACCCAAGAGGAGCCAUAUACACCUACACCCUCAGUGCCCAGCAGGACUGAGCUGGCAGGCUCUGGGGAGGAAUCUGGGGCUCCUGAAAUCAGUGGUGACUUCACAGGCAGUGGAGAGCCUUCAGGACACUUUGACUUUACUGGGCAACCCUCGGGAGAAAGUGCAAGUGGACUACCCUCUGGAGACCUUGACUUCAGUGGUCAGACUUCCACAGUGGGCUCAGGGCUACCUACAGAAAGUGCAUCUUCAGGGGAUGAAGACAGGAUUGAGUGGUCCACCAUUCCUGAGGUUAGCAAGCCACCCACAGAAGACAAGGGCAUAGAGGGCUCUGUUUCUGGAGUAGAAGACCUCAGUGGACUUCCUUCUGGAGGAGAAGGUCCAGAAGCCUCAGCUUCUGGAGUAGGAGACCUCAGUGGACUUCCUUCUGGAGAAGGUCCAGAGGCCUCAGCCUCUGGAGUAGAGUAUCUCAGUGGGCUUCCUUCUGGAGGAGAAGGUCCAGAAGCCUCUGCCUCUGGAGUAGGGGAUGUCAGUGGACUUCCUUCUGGAGGAGAAGGUCUAGAAAUCUCUGCUUCUGGAGAACUCGGCCAAAGACCUCCUGUGACGCACUCCCAGCUCUUUGAGUCCAGUGGGGAAGCCUCUGCAUCUGGGGACAUUAGUAGAGCUACACCAGGAUUCUCUGAGUCUGAGGUAGAAGCAUCAUCUGUCCCAGAAUCCAGCAGUGCAACAUCUACCUACCCUGAGGCUGGGGUGGAGGCAUCUGUUGCCCUCGAGACCAGCGGAGAAACUUCUGCAUCCCCUGAUCUCAGUGGAACCACAUCAGCCUUCCAUGAAGCUGAUCUUGAGACAGCCUCAGUCCUGGGUGAGAGCGGCAGCACCUCUGCCUCCCAGGAAAGCCCCAGGGAGGGGUCGGCAGCCCCAGAAGUGAGUGGAGAACCAACUGCCCCCUAUGAGGUGGGCACAGAUGCAUCAGGCUUGUCUUCAGCCACUCCCCUAACUUCUGGAGACAGAACUGAAAUUGACGGAGACCUGUCAGGUCACACCUCGGGGCUGGAUAUUGUCAUCAGCACCAGUACCCAAGAGGCAGAGUGGACCCAGCAGACCCAGCGCCCUGCAGAGGCGCAGCUAGAAAUUGAGUCCUCUAGUCCCUUGCACUCAGGAGAAGAGACCCAAACAGCUGAAACAGCCACCUACCCAACAGACGCUCCUGUCCCAACUUCUGCAGAAGAGACAGCCCCCGCCAGGUCUUGUGCCGAGGAGCUCUGUGGUGCUGGGACCUGCCAGGAAACAGAGGGACGCAUCACAUGCCUGUGCCCCCCUGGCUACACUGGCAAGCACUGUGACAUUGACAUUGAUGAGUGCCUCUCAAGCCCUUGUCUGAAUGGAGCCACCUGCGUGGAUGCCAUCGACUCUUUCACAUGCUUAUGCCUUCCCAGCUACGGAGGGGACCUGUGUGAGAUUGACCAGGAGGUAUGUGAGGAGGGCUGGACCAAGUUCCAGGGCCACUGUUACCACCACUUCCCCGACCGCAAGACCUGGGUGGAUGCCGAGAGCCACUGUCGGAAGCACCAGUCACACCUGAGCAGCAUCAUCACUCCCGAGGAGCAGGAGUUUGUCAACAACAAUGCUCAAGACUACCAGUGGAUUGGUCUGAAUGACAGGACCAUUGAAGGGGACUUCCACUGGUCAGAUGGAUCCUCCUUGCAACUUGAGAACUGGCGCCCCAACCAGCCUGACAACUUCUUUGCCACCGGAGAGGACUGUGUGGUGAUGAUCUGGCAUGAGAAGGGCGAGUGGAAUGACGUCCCCUGCAAUUACCACCUGCCCUUCACGUGUAAAAAGGGCACAGUGGCCUGCGGUGAUCCCCCCAUGGUGGAGCAUGCCAGAACCUUUGGGCAGAAGAAGGACCGAUAUGAAAUCAACGCCCUGGUGCGGUAUCAGUGCACUGAGGGCUUUGUGCAACGUCAUGUGCCCACUAUUCGGUGCCAGCCCAACGGGCACUGGGAGGAGCCUCGGAUCACCUGCACAGACCCUGCCACCUACAAGCGCCGACUACGGAACUCCCGGUCCCCCCACAAAAGACGCUCUAGCUCUACCCACUGA
This is a messenger RNA of Orycteropus afer afer, 4533 nucleotides long. The record is from RefSeq and is a predicted model, not a curated record. Lineage: Eukaryota; Metazoa; Chordata; Mammalia; Tubulidentata; Orycteropodidae.